Messenger RNA from Fonsecaea erecta, 1206 nucleotides. RefSeq lists its product as hypothetical. The coding region runs from base 1 to 1206 and encodes 401 amino acids. The record is from RefSeq and is a predicted model, not a curated record. Lineage: Eukaryota; Fungi; Ascomycota; Eurotiomycetes; Chaetothyriales; Herpotrichiellaceae. The transcript has a single exon.
AUGCCAUCCCUAGAAGUGCAGGCUCUCAGCUUCUUCUUUUCAACAACCAUUUUUACCCCAGAAAGAGACUGGCGAGCGAGCCACGGUCAAUUUGAAUUGAUAACUCCCCUCUACCAUUCGGUCUCUGGUGACUCCCCACUUGCUGAAGCGGUGUCAUGGCUUGCUAUCUACAUGAUGGGAACUUGCUUCAAAGGAAAGCCAUAUGCCUUAGAAAGUGGCCUCCUUGCAAGGGUUAUCAAAAGUGUCCGUCGAGCGAUUGCAGAUCCACUGUUGAGUCUCAAGGACGAGACUUUGAGUGCUGUCAUGAUUCUACAAUUUGGAGAAUAUCUCUUUGGUCGUCGACAUGAGGCGACCAUGCUCCCGCCUGCGUCCCAUCAGAAUGGAGCUGAAGCUCUCAUCAAAAAACGAGGAGGGCUAAAUUUCAGAGAUCAAAACGCGCUUACGUUAUUAGCGGCCGUCCGAAAUAAUGCCGUCAAUUUGGGGCUGGAUGGCGCAAACAGGACAGCCAAAUGGGACUUGUGGGAAAUACAGGCCGAUAUCGAGCGGUUGGGCCAGUCCUGUACUCCUGCAAUGCAACUUGAUGCUCAUGCUAUCAGUGUUGUAGCUCUCCGAGCCGAAGUCGAUCGGGUUAGCUUCUUCUCCCGUCCCGACGCGGUUCAAAUCCUGCGACAGAGAUUGAUCGAACUUCUGGCUCAUUUAUCUCUGUGGGAAUACCAAGCGCCGAAGGACUGGGCACCUCUAAAAGCCAACCGCUUUCAACACUAUUAUCCUUCCCAAGACAUUGCAUAUCUUUUCGCGCAGUAUUACCUGCUAAGGCUCGAGACCAUUCAGCUGAUGCAAGAGCUGAAUGCAGUAUCAAAGACUCCAGACCGCUCCGGACGUCAAUUUAACCGUGCCAGGGACGUGAUCAAUCAUAUCGUGGCGGCGGAAAGAUCGAUUCUAACCAAAUGGAGCCAACCUGUGCAUCAACAUGUCGGAAUAUCUUCUGAUAGAGCGGUCGGGAUGCCACAAGCUACAGUUCCGCAAUGCCUAGAGUCAAAGAGGGGUGCGUGGCUUCUUCAAAAAGUCUUGACUCGACUUGAGGGCGCCUUACAAAGAACUUUGGCAACUUUGACGAUACCCAGCAUAGUAUUUACCGACUAUUCGGUGUACUUGAACUGGGUAAGAAAGGAGAGGCAGACAAUCAAGGAGGCCCUCGGGACCUGA